UUGAACAUCCUUUUACAUUAUUUUUUAGUAUAAAAACAUUUCUUUGGGAUGGAUUCCUGGAAAUGGAAUUGCUGGACCAGAGUUAUGCACAUGUUAAAUUUGAGGAAUACUCCCAAGUUUUACUUUCAUCAAAAGUGUAUAAGAAUGCUGUUGGAAAUGGUGGAGUCUUUCAUUUUGGAUCAGGAUGACUUGGAAAAUCCAAUGCUGGAAACAGCUUCCAAAUUGCUCUUGUCAGGUACUGCUGAUGGUGCAGACCUCAGGACAGUAGAUCCAGAAACACAAGCUAGACUGGAAGCUUUACUAGAAGCUGCAGGAAUAGGCAAAUUAUCUACGGCUGAUGGUAAAGCCUUUGCAGAUCCUGAAGUGCUUCGGAGGUUGACAUCAUCUGUUAGUUGUGCGUUGGAUGAAGCUGCUGCUGCACUUACCCGUAUGAGAGCUGAAAGCACAGCAAAUGCAGGGCAGUCGGACAACCGCAGUUUGGCAGAAGCCUGUUCAGAAGGAGAUGUAAAUGCUGUGCGAAAGUUACUCAUUGAAGGGCGAAGUGUAAAUGAACACACCGAGGAAGGGGAGAGCCUCCUUUGUUUGGCUUGUUCUGCUGGAUACUAUGAGCUUGCUCAGGUUUUGUUGGCAAUGCAUGCAAAUGUGGAAGAUAGGGGAAUCAAAGGUGACAUUACGCCUUUAAUGGCUGCUGCUAAUGGAGGACAUGUCAAAAUUGUGAAGUUGUUGCUAGCUCAUAAAGCCGACGUCAAUGCACAGUCUUCAACAGGCAAUACAGCACUUACAUAUGCUUGUGCUGGAGGCUAUGUAGAUGUUGUAAAGGUGCUCUUGGAAUCCGGUGCUAGUAUUGAGGACCAUAAUGAAAAUGGUCACACUCCUCUUAUGGAAGCUGGAAGUGCUGGACAUGUGGAAGUAGCCAGAUUGCUGCUAGAAAAUGGGGCUGGCAUUAAUACGCAUUCCAAUGAAUUUAAAGAGAGUGCCCUUACAUUAGCUUGUUAUAAAGGACACCUAGAGAUGGUGCGAUUUCUUUUGGAAGCAGGCGCAGAUCAAGAGCAUAAAACAGAUGAAAUGCACACUGCUCUAAUGGAGGCUUGCAUGGAUGGCCAUGUUGAAGUAGCUAGGUUACUUCUUGACAGUGGUGCCCAAGUGAACAUGCCUGCUGAUUCAUUUGAGUCACCAUUGACAUUGGCUGCAUGUGGUGGGCAUGUGGAACUUGCGGCCUUACUUAUUGAAAGAGGAGCUAGCCUGGAAGAGGUCAAUGAUGAAGGUUAUACACCAUUGAUGGAAGCAGCUCGUGAAGGACAUGAAGAAAUGGUGGCAUUACUUCUAGGCCAAGGAGCAAAUAUCAAUGCACAGACAGAAGAAACUCAAGAAACUGCUUUGACUCUGGCUUGCUGUGGAGGCUUUCUGGAAGUGGCAGACUUUCUAAUUAAGGCAGGAGCUGAUAUAGAACUAGGGUGUUCUACCCCCUUAAUGGAAGCUGCUCAAGAGGGUCAUUUGGAGUUAGUUAAAUACUUAUUAGCAGCAGGAGCUAAUGUGCAUGCAACAACAGCAACAGGAGAUACAGCACUAACAUAUGCCUGUGAAAAUGGUCAUACUGAUGUAGCAGAUGUGUUGCUUCAGGCAGGAGCAGAUCUGGAGCAUGAAUCUGAAGGUGGAAGAACUCCUUUAAUGAAAGCUGCAAGAGCCGGUCAUGUUUGUACUGUUCAGUUCUUAAUUAGUAAAGGAGCGAAUGUGAAUAGAACUACAGCUAAUAAUGACCAUACUGUAUUGUCCCUGGCUUGCGCAGGGGGUCAUCUGGCCGUGGUGGAACUACUUUUGGCUCAUGGGGCAGAUCCUACUCAUCGUUUAAAAGAUGGCUCGACUAUGUUGAUAGAAGCAGCAAAAGGUGGCCAUACAAGUGUUGUUUGCUAUCUUUUGGACUAUCCUAAUAACUUGCUUUCAGCCCCUCCACCAGAUGUCACUCAGUUAACCCCCCCAUCCCACGAUUUAAAUAGGGCUCCUCGUGUACCAGUUCAAGCACUGCCCAUGGUUGUCCCCCCUCAGGAGCCUGAUAAACCACCUGCCAAUGUUGCCACUACACUUCCCAUCAGGAAUAAAGCUGCUUCUAAACAAAAGUCCAGCAGCCAUUUGCCAGCAAACAGCCAGGAUGUACAGGGUUACAUCACCAAUCAGUCUCCAGAGAGCAUUGUAGAAGAGGCUCAGGGAAAGUUAACAGAACUGGAACAGAGGAUAAAAGAAGCCAUAGAAAAGAAUGCACAGCUGCAGUCCUUGGAACUGGCUCAUGCUGAUCAACUUACCAAGGAGAAGAUUGAGGAGCUGAACAAAACAAGGGAGGAACAAAUUCAGAAGAAACAAAAGAUUUUGGAGGAACUACAGAAAGUAGAACGAGAGUUACAACUGAAAACUCAGCAGCAGCUAAAAAAGCAGUAUCUAGAGGUUAAAGCUCAAAGAAUUCAACUUCAGCAGCAGCAGCAACAAUCUUGCCAACAUCUGGGACUACUAGCUCCUCUUGGAGAACAGCUUUCUGAAGGAGACUAUGCACGAUUACAGCAAGUGGAUCCCGUUUUGCUUCAAGAUGAUCCCCAGCAGACUGCUGCUCAGAUGGGUUUUGCACCAAUCCAGCCUCUGGCCAUGCCUCAAGCUUUGCCUCUGGCGGCAGGUCCAUUGCCUCCAGGGUCCAUCGCUAAUCUUACAGAACUGCAAGGAGUAAUAGUUGGACAGCCAGUACUGGGCCAAGCACAGUUGGCAGGGCUGGGGCAAGGAAUUCUGACAGAAACACAGCAAGGGUUAAUGGUAGCCAGCCCUGCUCAGACCCUCAAUGACACGCUGGAUGACAUCAUGGCAGCAGUCAGUGGAAGAGCAUCUGCAAUGUCAAACACUCCUACCCACAGUAUCGCUGCUUCCAUUUCCCAACCUCAGACUCCAACUCCAAGUCCCAUCAUCUCUCCUUCAGCCAUGCUUCCUAUCUACCCUGCCAUUGAUAUUGAUGCACAGACUGAAAGUAAUCAUGACACAGCACUAACACUUGCCUGUGCUGGUGGUCAUGAGGAACUGGUACAAACAUUGCUAGAGAGAGGAGCUAGUAUUGAGCACCGAGACAAGAAAGGUUUUACUCCACUCAUCUUGGCUGCUACAGCUGGUCAUGUUGGUGUUGUGGAAAUAUUGCUGGACAAUGGUGCAGACAUUGAAGCUCAGUCAGAAAGAACCAAGGACACACCACUAUCUUUGGCUUGUUCUGGGGGAAGACAGGAGGUGGUGGAGCUAUUGUUAGCUCGAGGAGCAAAUAAAGAACACAGGAAUGUUUCUGAUUACACACCUCUAAGCCUGGCUGCUUCUGGUGGCUAUGUGAACAUUAUCAAAAUAUUACUAAAUGCAGGAGCCGAAAUUAAUUCUAGAACUGGUAGCAAAUUGGGCAUUUCUCCUUUGAUGUUAGCAGCUAUGAAUGGGCACACAGCUGCAGUUAAACUCCUAUUAGACAUGGGCUCUGACAUAAAUGCUCAGAUAGAAACCAAUCGGAACACUGCCCUUACCUUAGCCUGCUUCCAAGGAAGAACUGAAGUGGUUAGUCUUCUGCUUGAUAGAAAAGCAAAUGUGGAACACAGAGCUAAGACUGGACUCACACCACUAAUGGAAGCUGCCUCUGGUGGAUAUGCAGAGGUGGGCCGAGUUCUUUUGGAUAAAGGUGCUGAUGUUAAUGCCCCUCCAGUGCCCUCUUCGAGAGAUACAGCUUUAACCAUAGCAGCAGAUAAAGGGCAUUAUAAAUUCUGUGAGCUUCUCAUUGGCAGGGGAGCUCACAUUGAUGUGCGUAACAAGAAGGGGAACACUCCAUUGUGGCUAGCAGCAAAUGGUGGACACCUCGAUGUGGUUCAGUUAUUGGUGCAAGCAAGUGCAGAUGUGGAUGCAGCAGAUAACCGCAAGAUAACUCCUCUAAUGGCAGCAUUUAGAAAGGGUCAUGUGAAGGUGGUGCGCUACUUAGUCAAAGAAGUCAAUCAGUUUCCAUCAGAUUCUGAAUGCAUGAGAUACAUAGCAACCAUCACUGAUAAGGAGAUGCUGAAGAAGUGUCAUCUUUGUAUGGAAUCAAUAGUACAAGCCAAAGAUAGACAGGCUGCUGAAGCAAACAAAAAUGCCAGUAUUUUAUUAGAAGAGUUAGACUUGGAAAAGUUAAGAGAAGAAAGCCGGAGGCUGGCUUUGGCUGCCAAAAGAGAAAAGCGAAAGGAGAAGAGAAGAAAGAAAAAGGAAGAACAAAGAAGAAAACUAGAAGAAAUUGAAGCAAAAAAUAAAGAGAACUUUGAACUCCAAGCUGCUCAAGAAAAAGAAAAGCAUAAAGUUGAAGAUGAGCCUGAAGUCUUGACAGAGCCUCCAAGUGCCACAACCACUACUACUAUAGGUAUAUCUGCAACCUGGACAACUUUGGCAGGUUCCCAUGGUAAAAGAAAUAAUACCAUAACUACAACCAGUUCAAAGAGGAAAAACAGGAAAAAUAAAAUGACUCCAGAAAACGUUCAAAUUAUAUUUGAUGAUCCACUACCAAUCUCAUACAGUCAGCCAGAGAAGGUGAACGGAGGAGAGUCAAAAAGUAGCAGUACCAGCGAGAGUGGGGACAGUGAUAACAUGAGGAUUUCCAGCUGCAGUGAUGAAAGUAGUAACAGCAAUAGCAGCCGAAAGAGUGACAAUCAUUCACCUGCUGUGGUUACUACCACUGUGACCAACAAGAAACAGCCAUCAGUUCUGGUUACAUUUCCAAAGGAGGAGAGAAAAUCUGUUUCUGGCAAGGCUUCAAUAAAAUUGUCAGAGACUGUCACUGAAGUGACCAGUAAUUCCCUGUCCACUUGCACAAAAUCGGGUCCAUCUCCCCUUUCUUCUCCAAAUGGGAAGUUAACUGUAGCAAGUCCUAAGUGAGGACAAAAGAGGGAAGAAGGAUGGAAAGAAGUUGUAAGAAGGUCGAAGAAAGUAUCUGUUCCAUCAACUGUGAUAUCCAGAGUGAUUGGAAGAGGAGGCUGUAAUAUUAAUGCUAUUCGGGAGUUCACGGGUGCACACAUAGAUAUUGAUAAGCAGAAAGACAAGACAGGAGACCGGAUAAUAACUAUAAGGGGUGGCACUGAAUCAACAAGACAAGCAACUCAGUUGAUCAAUGCUCUGAUCAAGGAUCCAGACAAAGAAAUUGAUGAACUUAUUCCAAAGAAUCGUUUGAAAAGCUCAGUAAUCCAAAAUAGAGGGUCCUCAGCACCUACCACCACUGCUGCUAACAGUUCCUUAAUGGGAAUUAAAAUGACGACUGUAGCUCUGUCAUCAACAUCUCAAACUGCCACAGCACUCACUGUGCCUGCAAUUUCUUCUGCAUCUACUCACAAAACCAUUAAGAACCCAGUGAAUAAUGUGAGGCCUGGUUUUCCAGUUUCUCUUCCAUUAGCAUAUCCUCCUCCACAGUUUGCACAUACAGCAAGCAACAACAGCACUGCACCCACAAAUUCCACAUAUCCCAUGCCUACUGCCAAAGAACACUACCCAGUAUCAUCCCCAUCUUCCCCAUCACCACCAGCUCAGCCAGGAGGGGUUUCUAGAAAUAGCCCUUUGGAUUGUGGAACAGCAUCUCCAAAUAAAGGGGCAUCUUCCUCUGAACAGGAAGCAGGUAGUCCUCCAGUAGUAGAAACAGUAAAUAAUAGACCUUCAAACAGCAGCAGUUCUGGGAGUUCAUCAGUUCAUUCUGUUCAGCAGCAACCUCCAGGAUCUGUUUCUCAGGAGCCAAGACCACCUCUUCAGCAGUCUCAGGUUCCUCCUCCGGAGGUUAGAAUGACUGUUCCUCCUUUAGCAACAAGUUCUUCUCUGGUGGCAGUGCCUUCUACUGCCCCAGUGACUUACCCAUGCCUCAGGACGCAAAUGGGAUGCUCCCAGCCUGCUCCUAAAAUGGAAACCCCUGCUAUUAGACCACCCUCUCAUGGCACAACUGCCCCUCAUAAGAAUCCAGCUCCAGUUCAUAAUUCAUCUGUUGCAGCCCUCAGUGUCAAUCACAUUAAAAGACCUCACAGUGUUCCCUCUUCUGUUCAGCUACCUUCGACCUUAAGUACACAAAGUGCUUGUCAAAAUUCAGUACAUCCAGCAAAUAAGCCUAUUGCUCCCAAUUUCAGUGCACCCUUACCAUUUGGGCCCUUUAGCACAUUGUUUGAAAACAGUCCUACUUCUCAUGCCUUCUGGGGAGGAUCAGUUGUUUCAUCUCAGUCAACACCAGAAUCUAUGCUAUCAGGAAAAUCCUCAUAUUUGCCAAAUUCAGAUCCUUUACAUCAGUCUGAUACUUCCAAAGCUCCAGGUUUUAGACCACCAUUACAGAGACCUGCUCCAAGUCCCUCAGGUAUUGUCAAUAUGGACUCGCCAUAUGGUUCUGUAACACCUUCUUCUACACAUUUGGGAAACUUUGCCUCAAACCUUUCAGGAGGUCAGAUGUAUGGACCUGGGGCACCCCUUGGAGGAGCACCCGCAGCUGCUAACUUUAAUAGACAACAUUUUUCCCCACUUAGUUUGUUGACCCCAGGUUCAUCAGCAUCAAAUGAUUCUCCUGCACAGUCAGUAUCCUCCGGAGUUCGUGCACCUUCUCCUGCCCCAUCAUCAGUACCUUUAGGGUCAGAAAAGCCCAGCAACGUCUCUCAGGACAGAAAAGUUCCAGUCCCUAUUGGGACUGAACGUUCUGCACGUAUCAGGCAAACUGGAACUUCAGCUCCAUCUGUUAUUGGGAGUAAUUUGUCCACAUCAGUAGGGCAUAGUGGCAUCUGGUCUUUUGAAGGGAUUGGUGGCAAUCAAGACAAAGUUGACUGGUGUAACCCUGGGAUGGGAAAUCCUAUGAUUCAUAGGCCUAUGUCUGAUCCAGGAGUGUUUUCACAGCAUCAAGCAAUGGAGCGAGAGAGUACAGGAAUUGUAACUCCUUCUGGUACAUUCCAUCAGCAUGUUCCUGCAGGAUACAUGGACUUUCCUAAAGUUGGGGGUAUGCCUUUUUCUGUGUAUGGGAAUGCAAUGAUUCCUUCAGUAGCACCUAUUCCUGAUGGUGCUGCAGGACCCAUAUUUAAUGGCCCUCAUGCUGCAGACCCCUCUUGGAACUCCCUAAUAAAGAUGGUUUCAAGCUCCACAGAAAAUAAUGGCCCUCAAACGGUGUGGACUGGACCCUGGGCACCUCACAUGAACAGUGUGCAUAUGAACCAGCUUGGCUGAUGAAGAUCAGCUUGUUAGCCUGCAGAUUCCUUUUCAUACAGAGGAAAUCACAAGUGGCCGGAAAACUAUUUUUAUGCUCCCAAAUCAUUCUACUGAUGUGCUUGACUGAAGUGUGUAGGCUUUUUGCAGAAGAACUUACUAACUGACCUAUUUUCUGUGAACAUUUGUGACUGCCCAUUCCCCAUCAUCAUCUGUUUUACCUUAGUUAGUAUUUUUCUUACCAUUUUUCUUUUUUGCUCUCCCUCUUCCCCUUUGGACAUAACUUUCUGUUGAAGCUGUUCUUUGGCUGGUUGGUAUUAGUACUGUAAACUGCUUCUGAGCAAACACGGAAAUUUAGCAAAAUUAUGUAAACUUGAUCCUGAAGUUUUAGAAUGGCAAAUAAAUGUACAAUUGUUUACAUAACAGAGAAGGCUAAGCAGAAAGUAAAUUUCAAUAUGUCAGUAUAGAGGCUCUACUUUAUGUAGACUUAAAUUAAUGUGAGAUAUGUACCUUCAUAUUCAGAAAUCUGGAUGUUUCCUUCAUACAUUAAACUAUUAAUAAGCAUAACUUUUCUGCUUGUGUAAUUUAAGUAUAAAGUAAAACAAUGGGCAUUAUCAAUGGAUGUUUCCCAACAUUGGCUUUUUAAAUAUCCAUAUUGCUCUUUUGAAUUUGUUUGCAACAAACCACCUAUAGAAGAAAUUUAUCACUUUUCUCUGUCUUUUUAUUGCCUUGCCACACUUAACUAAUGCACACUUCACUUUUUCUUCUCUCUUCACCUUUAUGACUAAUACCAGUAAAAUUCUCUUACUGCUAGUGACAUAAUUUGUAAACAUUUUUAAUGUAAUGGCUGCUACAGAGACAUGGAGCACCUUCAUCAUCACCUGUGGUUUCUGCUAACCAUAAAAUGUUUAGCCUUUCUGAGAAUUUAAAAGCCACCACUGGUUUCCAGUCAGUAUAUAUAAGCUCUUAAUGUACUGUUUAUUAUUAAACAAUUCAGUGUACUAUUUUAUAUUGGGUAAUAUUGAUUCUUAACACUGGCUUUCCUGGUCAUCCAGAGUCAACAUAAAAUUCCAAUAUUCAGUAAUAUAGGGGAAAGUAUUUUCCCCCCAAUUUUAAAGGCUUCUUGUUCUCUACACUUGUGUAUUAUCAGUGAAAAGGAUCAACAGCUAACUUGGGGCAAGUAAUUAAAGAAAUUCUGCACUUGUCAUGAAGACAAUUUAUGGUAGACGUGAAUACACAGAUUAUAAAAUAAAGUCUUCUUUUAACCUGUUUAUAUAGGAUACAGGGCCACACUAAACUAUUCAGUGGAAUUUAUUCCAUUCACUUGAAACAAUAAACAGUAACGUAUACAAGAAGAAUGUGUCCUACCCUGUCUCAUAUGGAAAAAUAAAUUUGUAUGGUUGAAAU
Messenger RNA from Myotis brandtii (Brandt's bat), 8583 nucleotides. It is a transcript of the gene ANKRD17, whose product is annotated as ankyrin repeat domain 17. The transcript has 35 exons. The record is from RefSeq and is a predicted model, not a curated record. NCBI's taxonomy places the organism in Eukaryota, Metazoa, Chordata, Mammalia, Chiroptera, Vespertilionidae. Gene Ontology annotation, biological process: innate immune response. Gene Ontology annotation, molecular function: RNA binding; protein binding. Gene Ontology annotation, cellular component: cytoplasm.